AUAGAAUCCAAUGCUGUAUAUAUAUAUUUAGCCAAAAAAAGAAACAAGUUGAAAAAUAAUCAUUACAUCAUUCAAUCAGAUGUUGAGGUUCUGUCACUUACUUCCACACACACACAUUCAAAUAAUAAUAAAUAAAUAAAUAAAGAAGCGGGCAGCCCAUCAUUCUGCAUUUCGUUGUUAAGGAAGUUAUCCUCACACACAAAACACACUGAAAAAAGAAAAAGAAAAAGAAAAAGAAAAGAAAGGAAAAUGGGAGAAGAGAAUGAGAAAGAACCACGUACACUAAAGCUUCCCAUAUCUGCAGCAGCCACAUUAUUAUCAUUCAUGGACUCGCCGGAGCAUGCAUCGGGGACGGCGACGCCACCUCUGGCUUCAGUUCCCUUCAAAUGGGAGGAACUACCCGGAAAGCCCCGACCCUGUUCUCACAACCUCGCCCGACCCGAACCCAAAUCAUUGGAGCUCCCUCCAAUGAUGUUGAUGAGCAGAACUCCAUCUCCGACCUCAGUUCUCGACGGCCGACCCAAAUGCUCUUCCUUCAGAUUCUUUAUGGACGGCCACGAUUCGUUCCUCCUGCACUCCGCUACUAGUACACCUGGUGAUGGUGGUGAUGAUGAUACUACUUUGGAAUAUGGAUUAAUGUUUGGCAGCAGCAGCAACAACAACAACAAGAAGAAGAGUAGUAGUCGUAGAUAUGGCUUGUUUGGUAACAAGGACAAGGGUGGAAAAAAGGAAUUUAACGGGGGUAUUUCCGGGUUUUCACCAUUCUCCACCACCACCACAAGCAGCUGUGAGAGUGAUGAGAUGAGAAGAAAUGGCAGCUUUUCAAGUGUCCCUCUUCCCAAGUCUUCUUCUUCUCCACUCACCUGGGCAACAAUAUGCUCAGGUUUCAAGCAGGUUAUACAAUGGAAGAGUAGCAAGAAAUCAAACAAACAAGGCCAACAUUGAAGGAUUAGUGAAUUCAAUGCCCAAAAAAAAAAAUGAAGUUCAAGAACUUUUGAGUGUUUUCUCACGCUUGCUCUGUGAACACAUGUACAAUGGUUGCUAAAUCUAAUAUGUAUUUCCUUUGGUGUAUAACUUCCUUUUCA
Messenger RNA from Erythranthe guttata (spotted monkey flower), 1085 nucleotides. RefSeq lists its product as uncharacterized. The record is from RefSeq and is a predicted model, not a curated record. NCBI's taxonomy places the organism in Eukaryota, Viridiplantae, Streptophyta, Magnoliopsida, Lamiales, Phrymaceae.